AAUCCAGUAAAACACAUUGAAAUCGAUCUAUCGAAUCACAGAACACAGAUUGAACUGUACCCUAAAGGUUAAAGAAACGAACUUUGCAAACUUUUGCGUUUUGAAAAAUGUCAAACACAACCUUUGAUGACCUCCAUAGCCGUCUUCUCCGAGUAUCUGAACCAAUAGCAGAGACUCUCAGACGCACUCAAUACAAACCGCAAGAGAGCAGCAAAGUAUCCACCAAAGACUUACUCUUGUCUCUGUUACCAAACACUUCUCCUCCUCCUCGACUACUCGAUGAAGAACAGAGUCUCUCUUCGAUCAAAAGCCUCGCACUUGCUUGUGCCCUUCUCUCUUCUUCUCGUUCCUCCACUCACGAACUCCUCUCGUGGAUCCCCGAAAGCCUCUCCGUCGCAGGGGAGUCAGCUUUUUCCGAGAUAUCUCGGGUUUAUUUCAGUGACAGUAACGCUGAGAACGAGAGGUUGGUGAUGGAGUUGUUGCCGGUUGUUUUGCCGGAGUUGAAAGAUGGAAUAGAAGGGAGCUCAAUGGGUAAGGACAAUGAUGAAGAGGAUGUUUCAGCUGCUAUGACGAGAAAGCCAGUUGGUUAUGCCAUCUUAGCAGCUCACCAGCUCAGGUGGUUUGUGACUCAGGUGGAUAAGCCGAAUCUGGCGAAAGUUUGCAACUUGGUGGUUCCAUGUGCUUUGACAGCACUUGAUCAUUGGUCUCCUGAUGUCAAAAGACAGGGUAUGAUAAGCUUUGUGCACAUUGCAAAGAAUGUGAGUUCAGGUGAUCUCGGUUCGUAUGGAGAUGUGGUUCUUGAUGCGUGUUGCCAGAACAUAGCUUCUGAUGACGAGAUUUGGAUACAUGUAGUGGAGUUAUCUGUGCUUCUUGUGACUAAACUGCAUCCUAAUAAUCCUCGUAGCUCUUGGUACGAGAGGAUCAUGAAUGAGAUGCUUGGUCAUCUAGAACGCCAACCAAGAAACAAAGAGAAACGUAUGGCUUGGCUUACAUUCGUUGAGCCGCUCUUGAACGCUCUGGGGCUUUUCUUGCUUGCUCAUUUUCGACGUAUCUUCCCUCUUUUCUUCCAGUGGAUGCAUUCAGAUGAUGCCCAAACCGUUUUGUUGGUUCUUGAGAGACUGGAGACGGUUGUGAGGUUGACAUGGAUUAGAAACUCGCCUGUGUUCCCAAGAUUGGUGGAGGAGCUUGUCUCCUUGUACAAAGAGUCAUCUAUGCGUAAGGAGCGUGAUGAGAUUAGACCUCUUAUCCUACGUAUCUUGAAGCUACUCCGCGAGUGCAAAAGGUUACAGUUUGAGUCAGCGUGGAGGCAGUAUCAGGAUGAUCCAAAUCUGAGCACGGUUGUGGAAUAUAUAUGUAGACCAGCUCUGUCUGAACAGAGAGAGCCUCUCGUCGGCUCAGAGGGCUUGUAAUAGAGUUUCUUCACUCUUUUUAAUUAGGGAAAUAACAAAACAUAUCUUCUGAAAGACUAGUUUUCUCUCUUCUUAUUUCAAUCUCUCAAAAGUCUU
Messenger RNA from Brassica rapa (field mustard), 1505 nucleotides. RefSeq lists its product as uncharacterized. The record is from RefSeq and is a predicted model, not a curated record. NCBI's taxonomy places the organism in Eukaryota, Viridiplantae, Streptophyta, Magnoliopsida, Brassicales, Brassicaceae.